AUGAAUAGAAAGCUAUUUAGGAUUUUUUUACUUUUAGAUCUUGUGAUAUUUCUAUACCUAAUUGUAAUAUACAUAAUUCCAAAUAUACCUGAACAUCAAAAUCGUAUUGAUCUUGUCGCUGAUGUUGCUAAAUUUGCCAAUCCUCUUAUAGGAACUGCUAAAG
Molecule: messenger RNA, 163 nt
Organism: Dentiscutata erythropus
Lineage: Eukaryota; Fungi; Glomeromycota; Glomeromycetes; Diversisporales; Gigasporaceae
Source: the annotation of a GenBank genome assembly